This is a messenger RNA of Penicillium paradoxum, 1833 nucleotides long. Its product is annotated as ankyrin repeat domain-containing protein. Gene Ontology annotation, molecular function: protein binding. The transcript has 2 exons. Lineage: Eukaryota; Fungi; Ascomycota; Eurotiomycetes; Eurotiales; Aspergillaceae. The record is from RefSeq and is a predicted model, not a curated record. The coding region runs from base 1 to 1833 and encodes 610 amino acids.
AUGCCACCAACCAUUCCCGAGGGAAAGGAACGUGUGCGAAUGUCGCUCGCCAAGUUGCCUGCCGAGUUGAUACUCGAAAUCGCGGGUCAUCUAGAUUCUCAGGCCAGCAUCUCAGCCUUCAGAAAGGCGAAUGCCCGCCUGUACUUGAUACUCGAAAGGACCCUCUACGUCUGCAACAUCGUGAAGUACCAGAGCGGAGCCCUGAGAUGGGCAUGCCGUCACGACCAGCAGAAGCUGCUCACCAAGCUGCUCCCCCUGGGUGCGGAUGUUCGCUCUGCACCAAGACGCAACGCCUGGUGUCCAUUGAAGAUCGCCAUCUUUUAUGGUAAUACCGAGAUCGUGAAAAUCUUGCUUGCACACGACCCGGAUCUCAUCAACCACACCGACAGGAGCGAAGAAACAUCCUUGCUCACGGCUGUAUCCAAGAAGCGUGUGGAGAUUGUGAAACUGCUCUUGAAGGACCCCCACAUUCAGGACAGUGUUGUUGUCGAAGCUUCGGGGCUUGACGACGCCCGCCGCACUCCAUUGAACUGCGCUCUUGCGCAGGGAUGCGAAGAAAUAGCACAUAUUUUACUCGCGGACUCUCGGGUCAGUUUCGACUCGAAUAGUAUCUACUACGCUGUCGGGGGAGGAAACCUCGCGCUGGUGAAAACAGUUGUCGACGAUUGCGGCUGGGGUGCGCCAGCAGAGCCUCGUGAUAGCUCACUGAUCUACAUCGCUUUGCAACGCGGAGAUAAUGCGAUACUUUCUUAUCUCUUUGCAGAAGGGUUUGAUCCUAACAUCAAAAGCGAACAUCUGGACACAACACCACUGGGCUUGGCCGCACUGUGGGGCAAACCAGAGAGUGCAAAGAUGCUGCUACAAAUGCCCGAGGUGGAUGCCAACGCCAGGUGCCUCUAUGGCCAAACGCCUUUGUUCCUCGCCAUUCAAUCGGUCCUUCCACUCCGCAUGGUGGAAAUCUUGCUCGACUCAGGCCGAGUUGUGAUGAACCUCACCGAUGAACAAGGUAGAACACCAUUGUCGCACGCCGCCCAGCAUGGAGUCAUCGACGUGGUUGACAUUUUACUUGCCUCGGAGUCUGGCAGUCUGAAUGCCAAAGACAAUACAGGCAGAUCGGCGCUCUCUUGGGCUGUAAUGAGUGGUCGUCACUCGAUGGUGCAACAUCUGAUUCAGAAGGGUAUUGAUCCCAACCCGCAGGAUGAAAAAGGAAGAACCCCAUUGCACAUGGCUGCACAGGGCUUUUGGAGCUACGAUGAUUCUCUGUUCCACUGCCUCCUCAACUGCGACGGUGUCCGGCCUGACUGUAGAGACCUUUCCGGUAGAACCCCGUUGUCGUGGGCUGCAGGGGAGCGGUGGGUCGCUGCAGUGGAAGUCAUACUAGGACACGGAGGCGUCGACCCCAACUCGCAAGAUAAUAAAGGCCGCACCCCGUUGUCAUGGGCUGUUGGAUCUGCCUUGCUACUCACGGGUCGGACCAGUGCGGAUCAUAGGAUCCACCAAUACUCUUUCGGCUUUGACGCCUCGCACGAGCUUCAGGGUCUCCUGACUGGAAGACCAACCCCCAUCCCGAUAUUCGAGAACUACCAACUCGCAAAUCCCAAUUUCAACAUCCAGCAAGAACACCUGCUUGCCACAGUACAACGGCUCCUCGGUGUUGACAACACCAACAUCAACUUGUCGGAUUUCGAUGGCCGAUCGCCAUUAUCCUGGGCUGCACAGUACCAACAGAUUCAAGCAGUCCGCAUGCUCAUAGAGCAUGGAGCGGAUAUCAAUUCAAGGGAUCGAGACGGACAUGAUGCAUCGUGGUGGGCGAAGUCAGGACCACCCGCCUAG